This is a messenger RNA of Cyprinus carpio (common carp), 3710 nucleotides long. RefSeq lists its product as uncharacterized. Gene Ontology annotation, biological process: positive regulation of T cell apoptotic process; negative regulation of immune response. Gene Ontology annotation, cellular component: external side of plasma membrane; membrane. NCBI's taxonomy places the organism in Eukaryota, Metazoa, Chordata, Actinopteri, Cypriniformes, Cyprinidae. The record is from RefSeq and is a predicted model, not a curated record.
UGCAACGGUACUUUCGCUUUACUGCUUUACCGUGGUUGUCAUAACAACUCGGUUUCAUCCGGGGAACGGUCUAACCUCGUGGCGUCAUAAGCAACGGCUGCGUUCGUUUCAAACGGUUUCAAAUCACGAGGAGCGGAUUUAAACGUUAACAAACACUGGCUUUAGGGUGAUAUAGGCCCAAAUGAAGGUACAUUUGAUCUGAAAAGUUCAACUGUGCUCUUGGAGCAAGGGAGUUUUUCAUAACUGAUAGGUUUGGAGAUGUGAAAGUGAACAGAAGGAAAAGAAAACUGCUUCUACAAGUGUAAUGGCAUUCAGUUCCUGUCUGUACGUUACCUCCCCCUGAAAGACGUAGGUUUUCUCCUAAACAGCAUGCUGGUGCAGAGCAUAAAUCAGCAGAAACGGGAAGACGUCCGCAUCUCCGUCACUUUCUCCGUUCCUUCUGCAGCAUGAAGUGUGACCUCGAGAAGAAACUCUUACUUUUUUCAUUCGUGCUGUACUUGAUUCUUAACGUGGAGUCGGCGCAUGAAGUCAAUGGUACAUCGGAAGGAAACAUCACUGUCAAAUUUACUUUACAAGACCCUGUUGUCAACAAAAUCACUGAUAAACCUAGUCUGUACAAAGAUGGGGGAAAGAUAGGAAGUUGCAGACAAGACAGCCCUUGUAAAGAAAAGUUUGCAUUCAUUGAAAUGGAAAACAGGACUGUCACACUACACAUCACAAAUCUCACACUGGAAGAUGAAGGAACAUAUUAUGUUGUAGUGUAUUCUGAUGGUGCUAACCCUCUUAUUGAGAGCAAUAGAAUUGAUAUUAAAGUCAUAUUAGGCAAUACAACAACAGAAACUACACCCACAGCUGUGCAUGAAAAUGUAGGGACUAAUUCACCUAAACUGGAGCUAUUGGAACAAAAUCCAUUCUUCAUUUUCUUCAGCGCAUCAGUCUUAAUAUUUAUAUGUCUUCUUGUGGGCAUAUUGUGGUGGCUUUUUAGGACCUAUCCAAGAAAACCAGAUGCAGAAAACCCACCAGUUCACAGCAACAGAUCAACGCAACCGCAGGGGCAGUGUGGGACAUCCGGUGCUGUGUUUGUCAGCUGUGUGGAGUAUGGAGAGUUAGACUUUCAAAAUAGAUCUGAAAGAGAUGACAGAGUAAAACCUGCCGAGGCGACAUCAAAGGCCCAGGACGGAGUGGAAUAUGCUGCCAUCAUUUUCCCUCAGCAAAAACAGCCACCGCGCGGGCGGAUGAAAAAUAAACAGCAAGUACCUGCUAUUAAGUGAUAGUCAUAAAACUCAUAAAACCAUAUCAUGUAUUGUCCACUAAAGUUAGUCUGUUUUACUGUUUGCUCAUGUAAACCUAAUAUAUACUAUUUGGGAGUUUUAUGGAGAAUGAGUAGAAAUCUUAAGACUUGUUAUGAUUUUUGAUAAUAAUCACAUGAUCACAAUCUGCCACAUACUGUAAGUCAUCUUCUCACUGUUAACAAGUUCAUCCUGAUACUGUAAAUGUGCCACAGAGUUUAACACUGAGUCAUAGUGAGGUGCUAACCACAGAAGCCCCCAUAAAGAAACCCUGAGGUACUUGAAUAUAUAUUUGUACAGUAUUACACAACCCAGGCUCAUUGGAAUGAACGUGCCUUGUCUGCAAAAUGAUAGCAUGUUGGUUUGUUUCACAUUUCGCAACACUUUCCAAGUGAAAUGUCCAGUGAGUGGUCCUAAAAGGACGUUCAAUUCAAUCUAAAACAGAUUAACGUGAAUUUGGCAACGUUUUAUUGAGUUGGUUAUUGUUUGUAUAUCACGGCAGUCUGGUGGGUGGCGCUAAAAGGUCAAAGCUCUACAGCAUUUGCAGUGCUGGGUAGAUUAUUAACUGAUUACAAAUUAAUCAGAAAAAAAAAAUUGUAGUUAUAACUACAGUAACAUAAUCCAUUACAUUACACAUUUUAGGUAAUAUAGGGCCAGAUUUAUUAAACUGGGCAAAUUAGCGUGAGAACGUAAUCCAAUUAAAAGGCAAAGAUGGGAGUGGAAAGUUCUGCAGGUGAUUUAUUCAUAAUGCUCGUAAUAAAGAACACAGACCACUAUAUACUUAGUUAAUCAUGUUGCGUGAUUCAUUUAAAUACUCUCCUCUCAUAAAUUUUGCACCUGAAAGGUAAACUCCUACAAAUGCAUAUUCCCAUAAGGUCAGUCACAAAAAUGACUGUGUCCACACCUUUUCAGUGCUAAUUUUUCCGCUAUACCUAACAAUAGUAUUAAUUAAAGCAAAUAUGAGGUAAACAUGCAUUUGCUGAAGCAAGCGUGCUAUUUCAUGUUGCCACAGGACAAGUGGCGCACAAGUGCAGUGCUGUACCGGGUGCGCUAUUGAGCAAAUUUACUAUGUGACAUACACCAUACAUAUGGAGCUAAUUGCAGUAUGUGAUGCAAAUGCAACACAAAUUACAAUUCAUGCACUAUGGUAGAAGUGUUUUGAGGUCAUAGUAUCACCAGUAAAACUGCAUGAAAAAUCUGUAAUCUGACCCUUUAAUCAUAAUUUGUAUGGAAAGGAAAUGAAAGUUGUUGGUGUUUUGCUGACAUUAGUGUUCAUUGCGACUGGAAACUGCAGCGAGGUGUAUGCAUAGGUACAUUUGUGGAGUUUUGCAAAAAAUAUAGAGGCACGUUUUUUCCAAUAAGCCCAUGUUGCAACCACAAGCAUAUUAUUUCUCGUAUUUGCUCCAUCUGUGGUAUACAUAAGAAUAAUACCUCCAACUGUGGGGCUUAUGAGGAGAGGUUUAUGUGCUAUUACAUUUAAAAAAAAUAAGACUUAUGAUUUGAUAAAACUGGCCAAAAAAAUACCCAGGAUUUGCAUUCGUUGAGGGACCGUUGAGGGAGUCAUUUCCAGACCAGAGACUUGAGAGUGUGGCGGCGAGUUUUGCAUUCACAGACACCACUCACGUUUUCUUCAGAAAAUGUUGAGAUAAGUUUUGAUUUUGUCGUUCUCUUGGUAUCAUUUCCUUAUGCGCUACUAAAAUGCUUCUGUGUAUCCUAACACUAUUUAUCUUAAAAUGUAAGUCAGCUAUGUAAAUUGUAUAUGCUGAUUAUUGCACUUUGUGUGUAAAUAUUGUACUUGAAUGAGUUCUGUACUACAUAUGAAUGUAUAGCCAAGAAGGAGUCUCAAUUUUUUUUUUUAAAUAUUAACAAAGUUUAAAAAAAAAAUAUGAUGCAGCCUGUCAUUUUUAAACACAAUCAUCCUGAUUUAACACUACACACACUCCUAAAUGCCAGAGAGUGUUAUUUUGUUUAGUUAUGUGUGAAGGUUCAUAUGAGCACAAAGAUAACAUUAGAUGUGGCUGCAUGUGUUGGCAGUUGUGAGUAGGAGUGUUGAUAGAGUUAUGUAUACUGUGUUGUAAAACGAGAACUGGAGAAAAUGAAAACGUCUUUCUCUCAGAAAUUUCUGCGAGCAUCAAAACCUAACAUUUAUAACCACAAAAUAUGCAGACACUAAGAAGCAUGACUCUAAGCUGCAUGGCGAAGAGUUUCCAGCACCCACACAUGCUUGUCCUGAAUAUCUAAUGAGAAACGCGAUAUGGCCUAUUAGAAAAAAACAGUGGGCCGACCUAUAUUUACACACGUAAGUUUCACUUGUUUUCGGGUUAUAGUGAAAUGUUUCCUUUCAGUCAACAAAACCGUAGUGCCGGUUAAGCAUUUAUCAUAGCUGAUACCAUGCGUCUCAUUUUCCACUGAUGGCCCUCA